AAAAGGAGGGAGUGCUUUGGAAAGGGGCACACAUCACUUAAGUUUUAACAAGAAGGGGGCAACGAAGAACCCCCUAAUCGACUAAGGUCUUAUCGACCCUCCUUCUGUGAGCAUUUUGUCUUUAGCAAAAGCGGAGAAAACUUGUUGGAGGAUGCUGGUAUUUGAUGUAGCGCACGCUGUCAAGCUCUAAUACUGAAGCUAUUUCACUUCAUCUGCGAACUGACAGCGUUCAAAUCUCCACGCUGAGCAAAGAAGACAACCUAAAGCUUUGUUUACAAUCCCAUCGUCUUUUCUUGGAUUUGGGCCUACAUACUUUUUGGACGUUUCUUUUUUUGGACGUCUGAUCGCCUCCCGUUGCUCUCUCUCUCUCUCUCUCUCUCUCUCUCUCUCUCUCUCUGUGUGUGUGUUACGGUCGGACUCAACUCAGCGUCGACAAAGAAAGAGGCGAGGGGAAGCGGGAUUAGUUUUUAAGGUGUCUGGAUGUUCGGGACUCCGGAGGGUGUGCAGUUUGGUGGGAGCAGUCUGAAGCAGGAGCCGCUGAGCGCAGGGAUGAACGCUGUAAGGACGUGGAUGCAGAGCGCCGGCGUGCUGGACGCCAACACAGCUGCGCAGAGUGGUGUGGGAUUGGCCCGAGCGCACUUUGAGAAGCAGCCGCCCUCCAACCUGCGCAAAUCAAACUUCUUCCACUUCGUGCUGGCUCUGUAUGACCGGCAGGGACAGCCCGUCGAGAUCGAGAGGACUUCGUUCGUGGGAUUUGUCGAAAAAGAAAAGGAGACGACAGGAGAAAAGACGAACAAUGGCAUUCACUACAGACUGCAGCUCCUCUACAGUAACGGAAUCAGGACAGAACAGGAUUUUUAUGUGCGUCUUAUCGACUCCAUGACUAAACAGGCUAUUGUCUAUGAAGGUCAGGACAAGAAUCCUGAGAUGUGUCGUGUGCUCCUUACCCAUGAAAUCAUGUGCAGUCGGUGUUGCGACAAAAAGAGCUGUGGGAACCGAAAUGAGACGCCCUCAGACCCCGUCAUCAUCGACAGAUUCUUCCUAAAGUUCUUCCUAAAAUGCAACCAGAACUGCUUAAAGAAUGCUGGCAACCCGCGAGACAUGCGCCGCUUUCAGGUGGUAGUAUCGACCACAGUGAGUGUGGAGGGCCACGUUCUUGCUGUGUCAGACAACAUGUUUGUGCACAACAACUCAAAACAUGGAAGGAGGGCACGGAGACUGGACCCCUCAGAGGGAACGCCGUCAUAUCUGGAACAUGCAGCACCUUGUGUUAAAGCCAUCAGCCCAAGUGAAGGAUGGACAACUGGGGGCGCUACAGUAAUAAUUAUUGGUGACAAUUUCUUUGACGGACUUCAGGUCAUCUUCGGAACCAUGCUGGUCUGGAGUGAGCUCAUUACGCCUCAUGCCAUUCGGGUACAGACGCCGCCUCGACACAUCCCUGGGGUUGUGGAGGUCACGCUCUCCUACAAGUCCAAACAGUUCUGCAAAGGCACACCAGGCCGAUUUAUUUACACUGCCCUAAAUGAGCCCACUAUUGAUUAUGGAUUCCAGCGGCUACAGAAGGUCAUCCCUCGACAUCCUGGAGACCCAGAGCGUUUGCCAAAGGAAGUAAUAUUAAAGAGAGCAGCAGAUCUGGUCGAGGCAUUAUAUGGAAUGCCUCAUAACAACCAGGAGAUCAUUUUAAAACGUGCUGCUGACAUAGCCGAGGCACUCUACAAUGUACCUCGCAAUCACAAUCAGCUAACAGGCCUAACUAACAGCUCUGUCCACACUGGAAUGAUGGGGGUGAACUCCUUUACCGGACAAAUUACUGUUAACGUAUCCGAGUCCUCACAAGGAGGGAAUCAGGGUUUUAAUAGGAAUACAAGCAGUGUGUCUCCUCAUAGUUACGUGCCGAGCUCCACACCCCAGCAAAGCAGCUACAGCACAGUGGCCACGAGCAUGAACGGUUAUGGUAAUACUGCCAUGAGCAACCUGAGUGGCUCGCCCAGCUUUCUCAAUGGCUCAGCCGCCAACUCACCCUAUGCUAUUGUCCCCUCCAGUCCCACUAUGGUCUCAUCCACCAGCUUGCCGUCCAACUGCAGCAGCUCUUCUGGAAUUUUCUCGUUCUCUCCGGCAAACAUGGUGUCAGCGGUAAAGCAGAAAAGUGCGUUUGCUCCUGUAGUGCGACCGCAGAGCUCCCCUCCACCCACAUGCACCAGCAACAAUGGCAAUGGCCUUCAAGAUCAGUCUUUUGUGGACUCUAACAAGUACUCAACUGCCAGUGCGCUCCAGGGCCUGGCCUUCUCCUGAACAGCAGCAGCGGCAGCAGCAAUCUCUGGAAUGAUCGUUCCUCCCAUGUAGAAGAAGGCCAGGACAUUGUCACUGGUCUCUCUGAA
Trichomycterus rosablanca is the source of this 2378-nucleotide messenger RNA. RefSeq names its product EBF transcription factor 1b (gene ebf1b). The coding region runs from base 481 to 2292 and encodes 603 amino acids. Lineage: Eukaryota; Metazoa; Chordata; Actinopteri; Siluriformes; Trichomycteridae. The record is from RefSeq and is a predicted model, not a curated record. Gene Ontology annotation, biological process: regulation of transcription by RNA polymerase II. The transcript has 17 exons. Gene Ontology annotation, molecular function: RNA polymerase II cis-regulatory region sequence-specific DNA binding; DNA-binding transcription factor activity, RNA polymerase II-specific.